Aspergillus candidus is the source of this 1000-nucleotide messenger RNA. RefSeq lists its product as uncharacterized. Bases 276 to 509 code for a protein of 77 amino acids. The transcript has a single exon. The record is from RefSeq and is a predicted model, not a curated record. Lineage: Eukaryota; Fungi; Ascomycota; Eurotiomycetes; Eurotiales; Aspergillaceae.
AUUUAUCCCCGUGGUAACUUUUAUGAGUCUCUAGCCUCAAAUUUCGACGGACAUGCGGAUCGAUAGGCCCCACUUUCAUGGUUUGUGACCAUACUGAAGAUCAAAAUCAAGAGGACUUUUACCCUUUUGUUCUACUGGAGAUGUUUCUGUUCUCCGUGAGUCAGUCCCCUACCAUGUAUUAGCGGCCGCAAGCUUUGUACCAUCUCAAUGGUGGAACUGAGUCCCCACGAUCUGAUCAUCAGCUUCGGAAAUACGCGGUUAUUAGUCCCGUUCUUAUGGAGAUAACACCCGUGAUCAGCUUCGCAGGUUACUUUCUUCAUUUCCCCUCUUCAACGAGUUCGACAGGCUGGUCAUUGGUUCUGAUGCCUAGUUUUUAUCCUGGUUCCUAUGUUUGGUUCUUAUUCUGGUUCUUAUGCCGGAUUUCUGUAACCCGUGUUAUUAAGUUGAUAACCGGGGUUUUCCUUGCACGGACAAGGUCUGUUCAAAUAAGGUACACAAGCAUACAAUGAAACUCCAUCAGCGUGCUUACACAACUCUCAUCUCCAGUAGCCGGGCAGCGAUACUAUAGACUGCAAUAGCCAUCCGUCUUACAUUGAAGCCGAACCACAGACUUCAGAUUCCAUGGGACAACACGACUAGUACUAAACAUGCGACUCCCACCAACCAGGUCACGAUGCAUUAGUGGAAUGCUUGGCAUGACUGACAGCUUUCAGUUAUCGGCGAUGUGGAUUGCAGUGGGGACACAAGCGCCUAGAACCUUACCCCAACGCACCAAGCAUCGCGCGUGCUUUGAAAUCCCUGAGGAUUAGAGUGUCAAGGCGGUGCUAGUGCCCGCGCAACGUGAGAUCCGUAUCCGCAGUUUUUUUCCAGAACGGAAUGGUCAAGGAACGGGGUCCGUGAAGGGUCCGUCCCGCUCGUGACUGAAGCUUGGGUGGCAUGACCCUUUGACCCUUGGAAAAAAUCUAUAGAGUAACGGUCCAUGUAUAGUCGUUAGGCCAGC